Molecule: messenger RNA, 4153 nt
Organism: Balaenoptera acutorostrata (minke whale)
Lineage: Eukaryota; Metazoa; Chordata; Mammalia; Artiodactyla; Balaenopteridae
Gene: FANCC
Product: FA complementation group C
Exons: 16
Coding region: 263-2020 (585 amino acids)
Biological process (GO): nucleotide-excision repair; cellular response to oxidative stress; interstrand cross-link repair
Cellular component (GO): Fanconi anaemia nuclear complex
Source: RefSeq, a predicted model, not a curated record
UGCACUGCGGAUACGUGCGCGCGCGGGUCCAUUGACGAGCGACCGCGGGAAAGUUCUAAAAAAGUCAAAACAAAACAAAGAACCAGUACGAGGCAAAGUCAAAAUUUCAAGCCACAGAACCGGGCGGUGGCAGCCUUUCCGCCACUGCCCAAACUGCUGAAGCAGCUCUGGCGCGGACCAGCUGAUUCGAUGUGUGUUCACUGUUUCCUUCAGUGUGUGACAAACCACUGUGAAGGUACAUCACCUUUUCCCUUUUUCUGAGAUGGCUCAAGAUUCAGUAGGCCUUCCUUCUGAUUUUCAGUUUUGGAUGCGGAAGCUUUCCGUAUGGGACCAGGCAUCCACUUUGGAAACCCAACAAGACACCUGUCUUCACCUGCCUCAGUUCCAGGAGUUCCUGAGGCAGUUGUAUGAAGCCUUGAAAGAGAUGGAUUCAAAUGCAAUUAUUGAAAGAUUCCCCACAAUUGGUCAACUGUUGGCAAAAACUUGCUGGAAUCCUUUUAUCUUAGCAUAUGAUGAAAGCCAAAAAAUUCUAAUAUGGUGCUUGUGUUGUCUGAUUAAGAAAGAUCCACAGAAUUCUGGAGAAUCGAAAAUUAACUCCUGGACACAGGGGUUGUUAUCUCAUAUACUUUCCACAUUCAGAUCUGAUAUAAAAGAAGUUGAUCUUUUUACUCAAGUUCUUGGGUAUGCACCCACAGAUUACUAUCCUGGUUUACUUAAAAAUAUGGUUUUAUCAUUAGUGUCUGAACUCAGAGAGAAUCAUCUUAAUGGAUUUAACACUCAAAGGCGAAUGGCUCCUGAACGAGUAAGGUCCCUGUCACGAGUUUGUGUCCCACUUGUUACUCUGCCAGAUUUUGAACCGUUGGUGGAGGCUCUGCUCACCUACCAUGGACAUGAACCUCAGGAAGUGCUCUGGCCUGAGUUCUGUGAUGCUGUGAAUGAGGCUUUUUUGCUGAAGAAGAUUUCUCUCCCCACGUCAGCUAUACUCUGCCUCUGGCUUCGGCACCUUCCCAGCCUUGAAAAUACAAUGCUGCGUCUUUUUGAAAAGCUUAUGUCCAGUGAGAGAAAUUUUCUGAAGAGGAUCGAAUGCUUUAUGAAAGAUUCAUUGCUGCCUGCAGCUGCCUGCCACCCUGCCAUAUUCAGAGUUGUUGAUGAAAUGUUCAGGUACGCACUCCUGGAAACUGAUGGAGCCCUAGAAGUACUAGCCACUCUCCAAGUGUUUACACGAUGCUUUGUAGAAGCUCUGGAAAAAGAAAACAAGCAGAGAUGCCAGGAAAAUCAAUGGAGAAAGGAAAGUUUUCAACAAACGGCACUGAAACAAGUGGAUAUCCAGCUGAAGUUUGCAUUCAAGACCUACUUUCCUUAUGCUUCUCCAUCUCUUGUUAUGGUGCUACUCCAACACCCAAAAGAUAUCCCACAGGGACUUUGGCACCAGGCACUGAAACAUAUCUCUGAAAUGCUCAAAGAAGUAGUUGAAGACCAAACUCACGGGUCCUGCGGAGGCCCCUUUGAGAGCUGGUUUUUGUUCGUUCACUUUGGAGGAUGGGCUGACAUGGCGGCUGAGCAGUUACUGACGUCGGAGGCUGAGGCCGAAGCCCCAGAGGCCCUGCUGUGGCUCCUGGCUUUCAGCUGCGGUCCAGGCGCCGGGCGUCAGCGGAGAGCACAGACCAUGGUGGAGGUGAAGGCAGUGCUCAGCGGCCUCAUGAAGCUGCUCAGGAGUCCAACCCUCUCGGCCAGGGAUCUGCAGGCAGCAGCUGGAGAGGGCGGAGAGGGAGCUCCCAGACCGCCUGCCUGUCAGCAGCUGAUCAGGCGCCUCCUCCUGAACUUCCUGCUCUGGGCUCCCGGAGGCCACGCGAUUGCCCGGGAAGUCAUCACGCUCAUGGCUCAGACGGAUGCAAUAAUGCACGAGAUUAUUGGCUUUCUGGACCAGACCUUGUACAGAUGGGACCAUCUUUGUGUGGAAGCCCCUAGGUCAAGAAAACUGGCCCAAGAGCUCCUUGCAGAGCUGCGUGGGCAAGCCUAGCCCAGGCCAGUUAACCAGGGAGGCUACGCAAUGAAACGGUGGGGCCGCUUCUUAUGGCCUCCGUUUGUAGAAUGCAUUCCCUCUUUGAGUUGCAAGAAUGAGCCAUAAACAUCUUGGCAAGAUCUGGUAGUACAUAUUUUACAAAAUGAGAAGUCAGGUGCAUUCCCUCUUUGAGUUGCAAGAAUGAGCCAUAAACAUCUUGGCAAGAUCUGGUAGUACAUAUUUUACAAAAUGAGAAGUCAGGUGCUUUAGCCUGAAUUCAGUGAGAUUUACUCACUAAUGACGGGAUUAUGGUUCAGCAUUCCCUGUGCCUGUUCAGCCCGGAUGUCGAUCAGAGAAUCACUCUAGAAAAGGCUUGGAUGGGAGAACAGAUUUUUAUUUCCUUCCCCGCCGCCCCCACCCCAUAUCAAACCAAGAUGCACAACUAUUAUUUGGAUGUUUCAAACUCUUUGGACCAAGAAAUUGGUCAUGAACCACUGAUCAACUUAGAAAGUAACGUAGCCGUUUUUCACAGAUCUCUUUUUUAAGAAGUCCUGUAAUUGUUACUGGUAUUUCGUCUUAUCCACCAGGAUACUCUCUUGCUCCCCUAAGACGUUCUUCAUCCAGGAUGGUCAGGAUCCCUCAAGUUUCCCUCCCAUGCCCCCUGAGCAGAGCCCACCCAAGCCCAGUAGCAAGGAGUGGUGAUGGGGGAGCGACACUGCUUAGCAAUGAAAUAAAGCCAGCUUUGGGGCUUUUUGCUUUAUACUGGCUAAGCACUGGCUGUUACCAAAAGAGCUCAUAUUACCUCAAAGGUGGCUGACAGGGGAGGGUACAGGAUGUGUUCUAGAAACAUUGGAAGAGAUUAGGUGUCAGUUCUCUGUUAACUAAAAUGGGAACUGGAAACUUCUAAUAAAGAAUUGGCAAUGCUAACAUUAAUAUUUAUUUCACAUCAGUUGAAGAUAUUUUUUUCCUUUCAGGUUUAUUCUUUUGCUUCUUUUGUGUAUGAUCUGUUUGUCAAGUGAGUCCAGACUUUUCUGACCACUUGGAUUUCUGCAUCAGUCAUCUCUGAAUCUCCCUCAUUCUUGGCUCCUGUUUGAGGUAUAAGUAUAGUUUUGAUGUAUUAGAGGUUGAGCUUUUAGGGGAGUUACUUGUUUUGGUAUAUGGAUCCACCUGAAGAUCUGGAAAGUUCCAAGACCUUCUGACCUGAGCCUUUCUUUAGAGAAAUGUUACAGUAUGAAAGGUAUAUUGUUAAAAUACUUUUAUCACAAGUGCCAUCAUCAUAUGCUUCCCUUGGCGUUGAGGACGCCUCUCCUGUGUUGGCUUUUGCCAGGGAAGCUGUGAGCAACCUCUGUGGACAGGAAGAAAAGGGCUUAGUUUGGUGGCAGCGAGUAACCCCUAAACCGAGUGGCCGCUGGGAACCAGCCCCCCUGUGGGGAGCGCGCUGCCACGUGGACAUCCGUUCACACUGUGCUUCACAGCAAACAAUAAAAACCAGACGGUCUUCUCAGAUUGUUUAAGCUGCGUUUCUGGAAAACCCCUUCCUGUCCUGACCUUACCUCAGUCUGUUUGUAGUGUUUCCCAAUUCCUUUACAAAGCCUCUAACGUUCUCCUAAGCCUUGGACUUGGAUCAAAGAGGACAGAGCCCAAAACUAUAGGGAGAAAAGGCAUUAAUGACCACCCAUUAAUACAGAGGUUUUGUUAUUCAUCAGGACUUCAUGAUGUUUGCAGAAUUUGUUAGCUUUUUAAAAUGUGUAACUUGUUUUAUAGUUUGUCAUUCUAAAUAAAAAGUCACAUGGCACCUAAUUUUGUAUUCAUUAAGUAUUAUCAUCUUUCUCAGAGGAAGCUUCCCUCUACCCCCCAAUUAUGGAAGCUUCAGGUCUCACAAAACCUAGAUAGGUCUGCCCCUGGAAAAGACCACUUGUGGUUUAUCUCUAGGCCUGGGAAUCUUGCCACCAGAUGUCUGAAAACUGCCAAGGAGAGUGACUGUAGGGCAGGCAGUCAGCAGGAGCUGCUAAAACCAAAUGAAAUGCAUCAUACAUAUAUACACUUUUUUUCCUUUAAGCCAGACUUAAAUAUUACCACUGAGUCUAAGUUGAAUUGAUCUACACAUUGUUUCCCCCCAUUUCUCAAGAGGGAAUGCAUCUGACAAAGCAC